ACGCAACACACCCCACCAGCAUCAUCAUCAUCACUAUCAUCCUGCUCCAGAGGAGAAGUGAGUGUGCUGAGGUGCACUCCACGCUGCUCGGCCCGCCCGGACACUGCAGUGUAGGUUAGCGUGCCAUCGCUGCGGCUGCUCGCUACCUACACCAAGUCCCGCUGCAGACUUCCUGCGUCCGGAAAGGAGAGGGGAGAGCGCUAAGAGCCAUGGCCGAGUCCAACCCGAUGUGGGGGUUCCCCCGUCUACGCCGGGCAGCGACCUCAUUUCCAGGCAAUCUGCAUUUGGUCCUGGUGCUCCGCCCCAGCGGCCUAUUGAGCACCACCCCGAGUCCAUCUUCGAGCACUGACCUGGGCUUCCGCUUCAGCCAGGAUGACUUCCUGUUGAAAAUGCCGGUGGUGAUGCUGCGUUCAGUGGGUGAGCUGCUGCGCUACAUCGAUGAAAACCACCUGACUUCAGAUUUCACUGCCAAAGUGGAGUACUGUCAAAGCGACUGGAUUGUCCUCCGCACGGCUAUUGAGACCUUUGCAGUGACGGUGAAGGAGAUCGCCCAGCUGCUGCAGGGCUUUGGUUCAGAGCUGUCUGAGACUGAGCUUCCAGACGAAGCCAAUGCCAUCGAGUUCCUGCUACACUCACACACACAUCGAUACCGACAGAUGAAGGACGAUAUCAGGAAUGUGCUGAAAGAGGGCCGCUUGCUGCUGUCGAAUCUGGAAACUGUCAAGGCCUCUAAGAGAGAUGUAGAGGAGGAGAGGGAAAUAAAAGGAGACAUGGACACUGUCCAGAGGCUCCUGGCGCAGCUCAGAGACAUGGAGGAGGCGUUUGAUGGCUUCUUUGAGAAACACCACCUGAAGCUGCAGCAGUACCUCCAGCUGCUGCACUAUGAACUGAGUUUCCAGCAGAUGGAUGAGGUGCUAGAGAGACUCACUGACCAGGAGAAGGAGAUCGCCUUUGCUGGAAACACUGUGGUCCAGACAGAGCAACUGCUGAGAGACCUGGAGACGCUGGACACACACGCUCAGGAGGAGAUGGCUCGUGCACAGGUGGUGAUCCUGCACGGCCACCAGUUGGCAGCUAACCACCACUAUGCCCUGGCGCUCAUCGUCCAGCGCUGCAAUGAGCUGCGGCAUCACUGUGAUGUCAUCACUAUUGCCAUACGCACCAAGCGGGCCUCACUCAAUCGAGCUCGAGACCUGCUGCUCCGCCUUGAGGAGGCCCUGCGAUGGUGUGACGAGGGCGCCUAUCUUCUGGCCAGUCAAAUGGUGGACAAGUUUCAAACCAGGGAGGGAGCUCAGGAGGCACUGCAGUACCUGAGCUGUCACCAGGAGAGGGCGCCCUCUGCACUGAAAAACAGCCAGGACACUCUGAGCCUGGAGUUUGAAGCCGUACUCAGCCCACAGCUGCAGUCCCAGAUCUCCAUGGUGACAGAGAAGCUGAACUCGAUGCAGUCCAUGAUAAGAAACAGGGAGCAGUGUCUGAGGAAGUUGGCUGAUGUUCAGGUCAGACCGAUUCAGCUGGUGGCCCCCAGACCAGAACCGGAACAGACCUUACAGCGCUGCAAGUCACCCCUCUUCUCCCCCAAACAUGGUGUAGACUUUAACGUCCUGAACUCUAAGUUCUCCUUUGACCUGCUUCCUGGCAAGAGAUCUGCGAGGAGGAACAGCAGCCAACCUAAGGGGAGUGUGAUGCAUGAUUUCCAAGGCAAUCGCAGCUGUUUGUACGGAUCCACGACAGAAACAGAAUCAGAGACAGAGGACAAUCCAGAGCAAGUCACACGCCAUGUAAUGAAGGAACUGAUUGCUACAGAGAGGAUCUAUGUAGACGAACUACUCGCAGUUCUUCUGGGCUACAGGGCAGAAAUGGAGGAUCCAUCCAUGUCUAAUCUACUUCCUUCAGCUCUGCGCAGCCAGAAGGACGUUCUGUUUGGCAACAUGCCGGAGAUUUACCAGUUCCACAGCAGGAUCUUCCUCCAAGAUCUGCAGGGUUGCCUGGAGAGGCCGGAAAGGGUGGGGGCAUGUUUCCUGAGGCGGAAAGAGAAGUUCAAGGUGUAUGAGCGUUACUGCCAAAACAAGCCUCGCUCUGAUCUCCUGUGGAGACAGUGCUCUGAUUCGCUGUUUUUCCAGGAGUGCCAGAUGAAGCUGGACCACAAGCUGGGUCUGGACUCUUACCUCCUGAAACCUGUCCAACGUCUGACCAAGUACCAGCUGCUACUCAAGGAGCUGUUGAAACACUGCUCAGAGGAGAGAUUUCGAUGUGAACUGCAGGAAGCUGUGAACUCCAUGCUGGAGCUGCUGAAGUCUGUCAACGACUCGAUGCAUCAGAUAGCCAUCACUGGAUAUCAGGGUGACCUCCAUCAGCUGGGCCGAGUAGUGAUGCAGGGGGGCUUCAGUGUAUGGAUCAGCCAUAAGAGGGCAGCAGUGCGGAUGAAGGAGAUGGCCCGGUUCAAGCCCAUGCAGAGACAUCUCUUCCUCUACGACCACGCCCUCCUCUUCUGCAAGCGCAGAGACGAGGACUCUCACGACAGGACGCCUUUUUACAGCUUCAAAUCCUGCCUCAGAAUGAGUGCAGUGGGAAUCACAGAGACUGUGAAAGGAGAUGUGAAGAAAUUUGAAAUCUGGUACAGUGGCAGAGAAGUAGUGUACAUAGUUCAGGCCCCCACAGUGGAGGUCAAAGUUGCCUGGCUGACAGAGAUUCGAAAAAUUCUCACCAACCAGCAGAAACUACGUCAAGAUGAGACUCCUUCUCUUCCACUCUCAGACAACCCUAUCUCUGACAGUGCAUCAGAGAUAUGUGUGUCAUGGGGCGGAGCAUCGGUGGGAGGCUGCUCAGCGUGUCUCCCUGUUCCUCACAGCUCCUCAGCAACAACCCACUCCUACAAACACAGAGGGGAGGAGUCAGUACACACUAGCCCCGCCCACUCGGACCCUGUGGUUCACUCACCUCGACGCACUUGGCCUGUUCCUGCACACUCAGUGGCAAUCUGUGAUGGCCUGGAGGACUGGGGUGCAACAGACCUCUCCAACAUAUCCGACUCAGAUGAAGAGGAUCAACCUUCACCUCUUGUGGCGGGCAGGUACAGGGUCAUGGUGGAGAGCAGCAUGGCCAGCACUGAUGACAUCAUCUUCAACUCUGGUGAUGUCAUCCAGCUGCUUCAUGAGGAAGUGUCGGGAAUGUGGAUGGUGAGGAAUGUAAGUCGUGGUGAAGAAGGGCGUGUUCUACCUGAGGACUUGCACCGGAUUCUGGGAGAGACCUGCUGAGAGCCAAUUGGAUAGAUGAAGCCUGUGUGAUUCCUCCUGUUAAGAUUGCUUACAGGGCUCACUGUUUCUUUAUAGACCUGUUUAAACAAACACCACACACAAACAGACACACACACACACUAACAACCACACAGACAAUCACUCCAUCAACUUCAGAAGUCAAAUGGCAUUUGACUUUGCUGAGACUUUCAUCCGACCAUCAUAUUGAAGCACAUCCAUCAUAUAUUUUAGUCCUCAAUGGACUGUGACUCUUUCACCUCAGAAAGCUGUACACUACAGAGCGGACCUCAGAUAAGAAUGUAACAAUACAAAGCACACAUGUGGGACCUCACAACAACCAAAGCCUAAUUUUACGUUUUCUGUCAUUUCAUGCUUACUUGGUAAAACACAUUGAACAGGGGACGUCAUCCAAACAUAAAAAUGACUUGUUUAUCACUCUUAUCAUUUCUACUUUCUUAUAAAAAAUCACAGGACUUGUGUCUGUGCUUUCUAACAUAUCAUCACUGUACAUGUGCCAAACAGCUCUACAUGUAAUAAGCUUUACAUGUUUGAUCAACCAGCUACAUCUUUAGAGGGUGUGCAUGUGAUGUUACAGGGAAACAAAAUUGGUUCCUUUAUCUUUUAGUGGCAAAAACAAAAACUCAGAAACUGUCAGGUGGUGAUAAUGAUGGAAUGAAGCAAGCAAAGGAAGGCAUUCUAAAACCAUUACCUGCAUACUAUUAUGUGAGAUUAAAAAAAAAAGUCCCAAUACAAUGUAUGUUCAAUGCUAUAUUACAAAAGCCAGGAUGUCCUUCUUGAUCUGGACACAUUUUGCACUAUACAUGCCAGUUUGCUUUUUUAAAUGAUGAGGUAGUAAAAUUGUGUUCAGUAAAACCAACAGCAAACAUUUUUUCAACAAUAUUGAAAUGUUGCUCCAAGGACCAACAUAGAUGUACAAGCAAGGAUUUCAGAGAUUGCAAAUGACAAAUCUUUUUUUCCAUUUAUGCAUAUUGUGUGCAAAGUUUGUACUUUGUAGUAUACUAAGGGAUGUGUAAUACGCACACUAGCUAUUGUGUGAGUGAAGAUAUUACAGGUCUCGUCAUUCCUUACAGCCUCUGCACUUUGUUUUGUCACUUUGGGUGUGGUGGUUAAAGAUGUAUACAUGAAAAUAUCAAUGUGAACCCUCUAUAGAUCUUUUCAUUUGAUGAUUUCAUUUUUUCAUUAUAUCAUAGCAGGAAAAGCAAAGAAGUCCUUUUAUUUUCAU
Molecule: messenger RNA, 4500 nt
Organism: Labrus mixtus (cuckoo wrasse)
Lineage: Eukaryota; Metazoa; Chordata; Actinopteri; Labriformes; Labridae
Gene: mcf2b
Product: proto-oncogene DBL
Exons: 26
Coding region: 210-3257 (1015 amino acids)
Biological process (GO): dendrite development
Cellular component (GO): cytoplasm
Molecular function (GO): guanyl-nucleotide exchange factor activity
Source: RefSeq, a predicted model, not a curated record